This is a messenger RNA of Toxotes jaculatrix (banded archerfish), 4711 nucleotides long. RefSeq names its product Krueppel-like factor 15. Lineage: Eukaryota; Metazoa; Chordata; Actinopteri; Toxotidae. Gene Ontology annotation, molecular function: DNA-binding transcription factor activity, RNA polymerase II-specific; RNA polymerase II cis-regulatory region sequence-specific DNA binding. The record is from RefSeq and is a predicted model, not a curated record. Bases 343 to 2037 code for a protein of 564 amino acids. The transcript is spliced from 3 exons. Gene Ontology annotation, biological process: regulation of transcription by RNA polymerase II.
CCAGCUCCGAUCAUGUGACAGUUAAGCGAACUACCAGUCCUCUGGAGAGAGACUGACAGUGUGUGUACGCGGGCGUGUGUGUGUUAGAGAGAGAGAGAGAGAGAGAGAGAGAGUGGAGGCAUACAGUUAUGCAAAGACCGUGUCGUGGGGUUAUAUUGCCAUUACGCACUAUUACGCACUGACAGCUACUUUGAAGCGAGGAGCUCUCAGCGCAGAGGAGCGGGAUUUUGGAUUCAUGUAAAGGAAGAAGAAAAAAGUUUUCAUUAACAUUCAGCCGAUCUCCAGCAGAACAGCUUGAUCUUCAGAGCAGACCAGAGUCAACUGCCAUCCAUCCGCACAGGAAUGGUGGAUCACUUGCCACUUGGUGAGGAGACCUUCCUGUAUUAUACCGGCUCCCCGGGGUCUGACUACAACUGCCUCUGUCGCCACGCCAGUGGUGGCGUGUCGCCAAGCAUCAUGGUAACUGAUGCAUGCAUCUACCACCACCAUCACCCCUACCAAGGGGUGACGGUCUCCACCUCACCUCGCCUCUCUGAGGAUGACCUCAGUGACUCCUCAAGCCCUCGUUCCUCCCUCUGCUCCAGCCCUGAGUCCUCAUCACCAUCCUCGCGGCACUUUUUCGGCUCCAGCUACGAAAGCAGGAGCUGCAGGAGCAGUGGCAGCUGUGGCUCCUCAUCAGGAGGAGAGAGUCAGGACAGCCUGCUGGACCUGCUGCUCUCACAGACCUCCCUUACCACCUCAUUAAGCUCUAAUGCCGGCAGCAGCUCUCACUCUUCUCCUCUUUCUUCGGCUCUAUGCCUCUCCUCCCCAACCUUCUCUUCCUCCUCGUCUCUCGCCCCCCCUCUUUUACCCAUGGGCCUUGCCUGGGAGUCCAAGAGGGAGCAGCGGCUGAGUCUCCUCCAGCAGCAGACCAAAGAGGACUGUUACGAGUUCCCCGUCUUCCUUGAUGAGCUGCAGGAUCCUGCGGCGCUCCUCUUUCAGCCUACCCUGGAAGAGAUCGAGGAGUUCCUCGAGGAGAACAUGGUGGUGGCAGUGGAAAAAGAAGAGGAGGGGAGUGACGAGGCAAUGUCACCGACAUCAGAGGAUGCAGAGGCGGAGGGUUCAAGGACAUUAGCGGGAGAACUUGUAUCACAGAAUUCAGAUCAGACUGUUCCUGUGGCUCAUUCUCCGCUCUCUUCCUACACAGAGACCAAACAUUCACCAUGUGCAUCUGACAUGGACAGCUCACCAUCAACAGUGGAUGCUAGUUGUAUAACUAGUUCUAAUUUUUCAAGUAGUCGAGUUGAUGGGAUCAAACAGGAGGACUGUGGAUCAUCGCCAGCCUCAUCAGAAGGUACCAGUGCCACCUCCGGUGUGCCUGUCAUCCUACAAAUCCAGCCCAUACAGAUCAAGCAAGAACCGAACCCCAGUGCCAUAUCAGAUGCUGUCACCCAGCAAACCCAACCCCAGAAAACCCAAUCCCAGCCAAGCCAGGCCCCAUCGGAUAUCAAAAUUGCCCAGCUCCUGGUCAACAUCCAGGGGCAGACCUUUGCCUUGGUGCCUCAGCUGCUUUCCCCAGCAAACAUUAGUAGCUCAAGUAAAACUGGGAGCACUGCUUCAUCCAAAUUUGUCCGGAUUGCUCCGGUGCCCAUUGCCGCUAAACCCACUGGGCUUGGGGAAGGCGGGUUGGGUGGAGGUUCGGCUGCAGGGGUCCUCGCUGGUGGUCAGAGGUACCAGAAGAGUGCAGUAGCAGACCUUAUUAAAAUGCACAAGUGCUCUUUUCCCGGCUGUAAUAAGAUGUACACCAAGAGCAGCCACCUUAAAGCCCAUCUGAGGAGGCACACAGGGGAGAAGCCCUUUGCCUGCACAUGGCCCGGCUGUGGAUGGAGGUUCUCCCGGUCCGACGAGCUGUCCCGACACCGCCGCUCCCACUCGGGCGUGAAACCAUACCAGUGCAUCGUAUGCGAGAAGAAGUUUGCCCGCAGUGAUCACCUGUCGAAACACCUCAAAGUCCACCGCUUUCCACGAAGCAGCAGGACAGGACGCUCUGCAAACUGACCCCCCUGACCCACUCUGACGGACUGACGCUAAGCGGGGGUGUGGAGGGUAGAGGGGGGUGGUGUAUGUGUAUGUGUGUGUGAGAGAGGAAAGACGGGGGGAGAGUCCUAACACCCUUUAAAGGAGUCUGUACAGGACUCUUUAUGCUCUUGUGUGUUUAUGUUCAAAUAUGUACGCGUGACGUACGUUCAUGGUACUGUGAUAAUUUAUUGGGUGGUGAGGAAAAGACUGUAAAAACUAAACUAAAACAGAAAACUGUUACUUGACAUAACACCCUCACAGGUGGAAUAAGCUUCUUGUAUAUUACAACGUUUAUUUGUCUCACUCAAAUCUUUUAGCUACAGUAAUUUUGAAGAAAGAUUUGCCAAUCAGAGUAUUUUUAAACUCUGAGGUGUGUGUUAUUACUAAUGUUUGAGUCAAAAGCCUUAUAUCAACAAAGGCUGUGAUAAAUGGGGUAUGCUACUUUUUUCAAACCCCCAGAUUUCUCUUCCCUUCCUGGAGCCAAAUGUUGUUUAAAAGUGAUAUUAACAAAAACUCAUCGCUUACUAGCUUGAAUUUCAUUUGUUGCCCAGCAACAAGAGCCUACUGGACAUUGUAUUAGGAAGCAUUGGGAUCUACGGGGCGGUUUCACAAGUUCUCCACAGACAGCAGAGUAAAUGAUGCAUCAACAUUCCUUUAGCUUUGACUCGGUCGCUUUGUUGCCUUUGAGUCUCGUUACAGGAAAAAACACUGUAGUAACCUCAAACACAAGAACAAAGCUCAUGUUGAAUUACUGCUCACCAACAAAGAUCAAACAUUAUAAUAUGUAAUUUGCACUGGUGCAUAUGAAAUGUUUGGUUUCUGCCCAUACUGAGUAUUCUGAAUAUUGUGCGUAGCUCUGUGUCAUUUUUAUGAUCUUUUGGAUUAAAACAGACGAGGGUGCUACAUCCAGUGAUGAUCUGCUAAAUAACUCAAGCCAAGAUUGUUUUCUAGUUUUAUGCUGUUAUGUGAUGCCAUAUCAUGUGUUACUUUAUUUACUUCAUGUCAGUGCUGUCAACAAAACAUAAAAUAAUACAAAAUGGCAAGUUCACAUGGCAAAGACACACAAGGAAAGUCUGGUGUCACAGUGAGUCGGUCAUUUAUCAUCACGCUGAACAUCUUGAGCGCACAGAUCUUUUGCCUUUUCUCUUGCCAAAUCAAAUUUCUUUUUUUUUUCUUGUUCUCGCAGAAUUAUUUCAAUACAGAUGCAUUUUUACACUUUAUAUGAAAUGAAAGAACAAGAUUUACCUAUCAAAUUUAACUGGAUUUUUCUUUCAUACUUUAUUUGUUGAGACUGGAAGUGUGUGUCAUUAAAAAAAGCAAUGGCACUACAUUAGCACCAGCAGAGAAGAGUUAUAGCCACCACAAGCUACUGGUUAUAACAGACCGAAUAUUCCUUAUGAAUUAAACUUCUCAUUUGCAAGAGAAUUGAUUUGUUAUAUCGUCUUUCAAAAGUAACAGACUGGCCUUACAUAUAUGGAAUAUUUUGCACCUACCUUAAAGGGGAAUCAAGUGAAAUAUGGCUGAAUUUGUUCCCCCUGAAGCUAGUUCUCUAGCAAAAAUCAAGUUGCAAUAUAUUUCAUUAUAUGAAAAAAUGAAAUUAAAUGAUUUACAUCUAAAAUUUAACUGGAAUUGUAAGCAUCAUUACAGCAUCGAAUAACCAAAUAACCAGUUCACAGGGAAUCUUUAUGAAUCCCUUUCAUUUUCUUUGGUCUUAGCCCAACAUGUCAAGGUUCAAAGGUUAAUAGAAAAUUGAAAAGCAGUCUCUCCCUGGUCUGUGAAAAACCUGUCCAAACAUGGGAUACCUUUGUCUUGUACUGUAAGGGAACAGUGACUGUUUUGUUUUUUUGGUCAUAUUACAUUUUUAUGUAUAGAUUACCUUAUUUUGUGUUGCUCUGCAUCUCAGUUGAAUUAAACCAAACGAGUCAUGGGAGGGACAUAAAAUGCCUGCUGCACAGAGUUCAGAGAGGGUUUCCUGUGUCAUAAGGUCGAGGAUCAGUUGACGGCAUUCAGUACUGAAAUGGUUUGAGGGAAGGAUGUUAAAAUUUGAACUGGUUUUUAGAAAUAUUUGAUAUGCUGAAACCUACAAUGCCAAACCCUUCGAGUGUUUGGUUCACAGCACCUGAUGCUGUAUGGAGGAAGUGUAUUAACUCUGUCAAGCAUUCCUUCCAUACAAUCAAAAGAAACACUUUUCUGAAUGGGUGACACGUGUGAGCCCAUGAAUGUAUGUAAAUACUGUAUAUGCAUCUGAACGGAGAACUGAAAUAUUCUUCUAGUGAUUUCUGCGAUUGUGAAAGAUUUUUAAGAAAAUGUAAAGCAAGUGUACAUAACAUGAUAAUUCAAAUAUAUAGUGAAAAAAACGUAGCAUCUUUUUUUGUCAGGUGUUUACAUGACACAUUAUUAAAAAGGCUGAUGAACUCUUUCAUGGUACAUCCACUGAUUAGCAUUUUAAAAAAAGACCUAUUUUCAAAAUGACAGUUUCUUGACUUGCACUCAUUUUAACAAAGCCAUGUAGAAUAUUGUAUUAUGAAACAUGCGAUAAGUCAUUUUCAAAUGUGUUCUGUAAACGCUCUACGCAAAAAGAACUGCUAAAAAUGUUAUAUUUUUGCUUUUGUUCUACUACGUAAAACACAUUUACAAUAAAAAAUCCCAAAGA